Messenger RNA from Lagopus leucura (white-tailed ptarmigan), 391 nucleotides. Its product is annotated as rho GTPase-activating protein 27-like. NCBI's taxonomy places the organism in Eukaryota, Metazoa, Chordata, Aves, Galliformes, Phasianidae. The coding region runs from base 50 to 376 and encodes 108 amino acids. The transcript has a single exon. Gene Ontology annotation, molecular function: protein binding. The record is from RefSeq and is a predicted model, not a curated record.
CCCAACGCGGGGCGAGCCGGGACGGGGCGCUGUGCCCUAUAGGGCCGCCAUGGAGGCGGAGGAGGUCUACGUCUUGGUGGAAUACGGCUUUGAGUACCGCACCAAGGACGGCACCGUGGUCUCCAUCCAGCCCAAUGAGCGCUACGUGCUUUUGGGGCGCACCAACGAGCACUGGUGGCACGUCCGGAGGAGCGGCGAUGCGCGGCCCUUCUACGUCCCCGCUCAGUACGUCAAGGAGCUGCCCCCCAUGGCCGCCCCGCAGCCGCUGUACCCCGACGAGGUGGGAUCCUAUGGGUUCCCCACGUUACGAGUGGAGCCCAGCCCCGCCGAGAGCUCCAGGAGACAGCGGGAGGUGCAGGUAUGUGACACCCCAUAAGUGUCCCCACACUGG